Messenger RNA from Coniosporium apollinis CBS 100218, 558 nucleotides. RefSeq lists its product as uncharacterized. The coding region runs from base 1 to 558 and encodes 185 amino acids. Lineage: Eukaryota; Fungi; Ascomycota; Dothideomycetes. The transcript has 2 exons. The record is from RefSeq and is a predicted model, not a curated record.
AUGAAAGUUAUAUCCCUUCUCCUCUUCCUGAGUGCCAGUCUCACCGCUGCCUCCCCUCUAAAACCCCGUCAAGAUCGCGGCUCCUACACCGUCCCGGGCCUCGGAUCACGCAAGCAAGCCGUGACAUCCGCCGGCGGCACGUCGCUGGACCUCGCAGUCGCGAUGCUAGAAACGGACGGCAUGACUACCGACUACGCGUACGGCGACAACAAGUCCGGCGACAGCGCCAACUUCGGCAUCUUCAAGCAGAACUGGGGCAUGCUGCGGGAGUGCGCAAGCCGGUUCCGGGGACAGUCCAACUAUGACUAUAACAACGGCAAUGUGCUAAACUGGGACCUCAACGCCGACGUCACCGCCCGCCGCGAGUGUCAGAACUACUACGGCUACGACAAGUGGUUUGCCGGCCACCGUAACGGCGCUUCCGGCCUCAGCAACCCGAACACGCAGGAUAUUACCAACUACAAGACCGCGGUGCAGUGGAUCCAGAGCCAGAUUGAUAGUGAUUCGCGGUUCAGAACCGAUGAUACCAGGUUUUGGGUGGACGUACCAGCGAUCUGA